UUUGUCGGGAAAGAGUUUCCCUGUGUAACUCUAGCCCAGACAGCGCAGAUAAAGCUUACGAAGGAGAGAUAGACAAGGUGAGAAACCAGGAAUUUCACUGGGAGCACAUGAGAAGCCAUGAGAGGACUGCACCACCUUCCCAGUCCUACACACCUGGCGCACAAGUCUCGAGCGCGCCGGAUGAGGAGGAUAGCGCUCCUCACAGCAGCCUCCGUCAGAUGAGCUGUGAGAAGGGAUAAGGGGACACAAAGCGGACUCCUUUGGGAAAUUUCCCAAUGUCACCUUGAAAAAAAUUCACAAUGGAAAAAACCUGUGAGUUGUUUACCCAUUGUCUGACCGAGGACUGUGGACCUGGAGACAGCCUCUCAGGUAACCUGAGCAUGUCUUUUCCUGAAUGGAACUAUGGAGACUCUGGAAAACCUGACACGCUGGACAAGUACAGGUGAAUCUGCUGGUCCCAUCCAGCAUUAAUCCAGAAGAAGGUAGAACACUGUUCCACAAUGACACAGGCAGGGCCACCGGCACAGACAGAUGGGGUCAUAGAGAGAGGAGCAUCAUCAGCUACAGAAUUACUCUGGUUUGUAAACGGAGAACUAUUGGAGGCGAUCAAGAAGAGUAAUGAAGACAAAAAGGGAGGCCAUUGUGUCUGUGCUGUCCAGAUAUGAUGAUGGUGAUGUUCCAGGGCUCACAAUGAGGACCAUCCUGAGUAUCAAGACUUCAUUUUAAUACCUCCUAGGAAACUGUUCUUGCCAAACGCAGACAGGAGGUCCGUUCAACAAGUAGCAAAUCAAAUAAGCCUUGGAAAAGAGCCAAGUCACAGUGAGAGUGGAUCCUCCCUCCAGAAGCUGGAGGGACCCGAAGGAUGUAAUUGUGUUGGGGGAGAGGUGGAAAGUUUGGUAUCCUGAACAAAAUCAUUGAUUCUUUCAGCAUCGGAACUGGAUGGGCCUGGAAGUGGUUGAAGGAAACUGAAAUUGCAGGCUCAGCUCUCCCUUCCCAGUCCAGACCAGCAAGGCCUUGGGGUUCUUUCCACCGUUGGCAAUGAAACUGUAAGGAAAACCGUGGUAGGUCAACAAUGGAUAGACCACACGUGGUUAAAACAAAGCUGAAUCCUAAUAUAGGCCCAAAGACAGUGAGUUAACAAGUGGCAAAUACAUGAAUGCUGGCAAAUACCUCCUGGGGACCCUGAAGACCUUGGACUUGAGAUUCUUACCUCCUGAGCAGAGUCCAGACCCCUUCGCCUGGCAGCAGCUCAGUGUCCACUCAUCAAGGGUCUGAGCGCCUCUGGAAGUGAGGUCAGCGAGGUAGAUUCCAAGAACUUUUGCGGUAACUGUGGAGACGGGGAAACCAACACUCCAUGAACAUGAGCCUCAACUCCCCGAUGUCUGCUCCUCAGUUUGAGAGCAAAAGCAGCCAUAUUUCAGCUAGAAAUGGAAGCUGUUUCCUAGUCAGACACACCCCUCAUCCCAGAAGAGUCUGCCACAUCAAAGGUUUGAAUAACAUUCCAAUCUGUAAUGUGAAUGAUGAUGAGAACGCAUUCAGAACAUGGUGCGGUGUUGGUCAGUUGAACCCCUCAGAGAAGGGUGAGACACCAUUUGCCAAAUGCAGUUACCCACCCAGCACUGUGGCCCUGGAGAGCCCUGGGAGAGGAGUCUCACCAGCCCCAAACAAGGUCCAAGUACCCCCACGGCCUCAUUCUGAGCCCUAUCGAAAAAUCGGGGAGUGCUUCAAAACUUCCAGCGAAAAUCCCUUAGUAAUUAAAAAGGAAGAAAAUAAGGUAAAAAAUCCACUGUCACCUCCAAAAGCACGCUCUACUGCGAGCUCUUGUUCUUCAGAGGGGAUGAGUACCAAGACUGACGUCAAAGAUAACACCAUUUGCAUACCAAACUACCUGGAUCAGGAGAUCAAAAUUCUGGAAAAGCUCUGUAACAUUUUACGUACUGAUUCUCUGGCAGAAGUUCUACAGUGGCUGCUUAAUGCACGUACAAAAGAAAAGGAAUGGGUCUCUGCGUUGAUUCAUGCUGAGCUGGCUGAGAUAAACUUGUUAACUCACUUAAGAAGAAACACCUCAGCAGAACGAGCAGCAAAGACUGGGAAGCCACCCAAAGUCAAAUCGCCCCCAAAUUCACCAGCAAAAUCAAAAGUCACCAGAUCUAGGGAAGGACAUCAACAGAGCAGAGUGUCAAGUCAAGGAUAUGAAGGAAAUAAGGAAGUACCAAAAGAGGCUGAGCACAAGCCUCCAUUGUUUAUAAGAAGAAAUAAGAUGAAAAUACCUGUUACAGAGUAUUUCAGCAAACCCAAGUCUCCUGCCAGGCCUAAAACUCAGGAGCAGCUAUCAACAAAACCAAUGUCAGCAAGAAGUAUACAACAAGGAUACAGUCUCUCCCCCCAAAGAGCAUUUUAUCCUCUACCAUACCAAAGGCUGGGUUGAUUCCUUCACAAACAUGAGUUUCAUUUUGUUAUAAUAUCAAAUUAUUAGAAAACUUUUUUUUGGUAGAGAGCAAUCAGUAGUGCCUCUAUAUGUGACACAUGUAAAUCACAUAAGUACCUGUAUAUAGUGCUACUAAAUAAAUAUUAAUGGGGACAACAUUUCUACUUGUAGUUAAUUUAAUGCCAU
Molecule: messenger RNA, 2614 nt
Organism: Phacochoerus africanus (Common warthog)
Lineage: Eukaryota; Metazoa; Chordata; Mammalia; Artiodactyla; Suidae
Gene: C10H4orf17
Product: chromosome 10 C4orf17 homolog
Exons: 16
Coding region: 1355-2428 (357 amino acids)
Source: RefSeq, a predicted model, not a curated record